Molecule: messenger RNA, 1527 nt
Organism: Trypanosoma theileri
Lineage: Eukaryota; Euglenozoa; Kinetoplastea; Trypanosomatida; Trypanosomatidae
Exons: 1
Coding region: 1-1527 (508 amino acids)
Source: RefSeq, a predicted model, not a curated record
AUGACUGAAAUAAACUACCGUUCUUUACCACCGGAUGCGGCGGAGGUGAAUCUGUUGUACCACAAAAUUGAAAAACUCGACAGUGACUUGAAGAAGCGAGAGUUGCACCUCGCAGAGCUCAUUGAUGAGGUUGUGUAUGCAGAGGAUAAUAAAGACAAGGCCCUCCGUCGUGCGGAGUCGGCCCGCUAUCUUGUGAUUCAGUUGGAGAGUCUCCUGCAGGACUUGUUGGGAUAUGUGAAGGUGAUUGAAGGAAAUGUGCUGUUGCCCGCCUUCCUUGAGCUCGGCAGUGUGGUACCGCAGGAGCCGGUGAUGAAUAGAGAAGCCAUCAGUCACGCUCUGCAGAACUUAUCGGAGGAUAAUCUCUCUACACGCACAAAGAAACUCAUCACGGCAGUGCAAGAACUUCCAUCAGAGACUAAAAACCUCGCCACUCGUGAGGUGUUUAUGCGAAAUAUGACUGAAGAACGUGUAAAUAUUGAGGAUGCUAUUCUACUUUGUGGACUCCUAAUGGAGAAUAAGAAUGAACUCACUGCAUUAUUGAGUGAUUUAAGUGAUCGUAUACAGUGUAUUCUUCAAGGGAAACCGUAUGAAACACUUGUAGAAGGAACGAGUCGUAGUGUUAGUGGUUUCAAAGGUGCACCGUAUGAAUUGGAUGAACUUCAAGAACAUGUUCGGCGCCUUGAAAAGGAACGUGAUGAUCUCCGACAUCAGAUGUCUGUGAAUGAAAAUACUAUAGAGAUGAAUCGUCUCCUACAAGAAGAAAGAAAUCUCCUACAAGAAGAACGAAAAACUGUAGAAGUACAGCUUUUAGAUGCCCAACAACGACUUUUAAAGGAACAAAACAAAGCACGUGAAGUAAAUUUACGCGUGGAAUCACUUGAACAAUCUCUAGAACAGUUAGAGCAUGAGAAGGGGUUAUUACAAAGAGAAAUUAAGGAACUUAAACGUGAUCAGGUUCAUCGAAGUCGUUCUUAUUUUGAUGAACAACGUGCAGAGGAAGAAGCACAACAAAUGCGUGCUGAGUUGGAUAGUGUUAUGACAGAACACUCUGGGUUACGAGCUGCAAUGGAAUCACAACUAGCAGAUCUUAAGGCACAGAAUACAAUACUUCUUACAGAGAAAAUGGAAUAUAAGGAGAGAUUAGAUAGUAAGGAUCAACAAAUUGCUACUCUGCAAAGAAUUAAUGAUGGAUUAAAACGUGAACUUUUUGAGGUACAACAAAAGAUGCUUUCUAGUUCUUUUCCCAUUUCAAUAAAUAGGAAUGGUGGUAACAAAAAUGGGAAUGGAAAUAUAUUUAAUGAACCUACAACAGAUUUGAAUGUGGCUGAAAAACGUUUAGCAGAUAUUUCAUCACGUUUUGAAGCCGAGCGAAAACAAAUUAUUGCUCAAUUCGAUCAAGAACGUGAACGUUAUAAAGCCGAGCGGCAGGAGUGUGAUGCUCUAGUGGAGCGAAUGGCAAAUGAACUGGAGCAACUUGCGAUGGACAACCGUUCUCUCCGUGCCUCUGUGGCUUUACGGCAGUUGUAG